Punctularia strigosozonata HHB-11173 SS5 is the source of this 1857-nucleotide messenger RNA. Its product is annotated as ABC1-domain-containing protein. The record is from RefSeq and is a predicted model, not a curated record. The transcript has 7 exons. The coding region runs from base 1 to 1857 and encodes 618 amino acids. NCBI's taxonomy places the organism in Eukaryota, Fungi, Basidiomycota, Agaricomycetes, Corticiales, Punctulariaceae.
AUGCUCCACCGACUCUCUGCGGCUCACGCAGGACGACCGUUCUUGAGAUUCUACGCCUCGAAAUCCCCGUCGACAUCCUCCAGGCUCUCCCUCCUCGCCCGCCGCUGUACUUACGCUGCCGCCGGGCUUGGCGUUCUAUGGCUCGCCGAUACAGAGUUCUUAGCAUCUUCCGGGGCGAGAAAUAUACGAACAUUAUGCACGUGUCUGGUCAUCACAGUCGACUACAAGAUGAACUUCAAGCCGGAGAAAGCUGCUACCAUCCCGAACUUGCACGAACGCGUAGCUGACCGGAUAUAUAACCUCAUUAUGGCCAAUGGUGGAAUGUACAUCAAAAUAGGUCAGGCGAUAGGAAACAAUGCCGCGUUGCUUCCUCCCGCUAUGCAGGAGAGAUUUUCCAAGCUUUUUGAUGACGCUCCUCAAGUACCUUACUCUCAGGUGGAGAAGGUGUUCUAUCGGGAAUUUGGCAAACCGCCAGCGGGUCCCGAUGGCGUAUUUGAGUAUUUCGAAGAGACCGCGGCUGCCAGCGCUUCUAUUGCGCAGGUUCAUCGCGCAAAGCUCAAACAUCCCGUGCGUAUUUCCUGUAAUGGCGCUUGGGUGGCGGUGAAGAUACAAAAGCCGGAGGUCAAUACGCAGGUCGAAUGGGACCUCAUGGCCUACAAGCUUGUUAUCUAUUUGUAUGAAUGGGCCUUCGAUCUCCCAGUUACUGCAUUCGUAGACUACACCUGCCGACAAUUCCGCCAGGAAUUGGACUUCAACAAAGAAGUCAACAACGCUCGGCUGAUGUCCGCCGCUAUCGACUCCGACCCGCGUAUAUCCGGGCGCGUCUACGUUCCGAAGGUGUACCCCGAAUAUUCAACCCACAGGGUGAUGACUGCCGAAUGGAUCGACGGGAUCCGGCUCAGUAGCAAGCGCGAGAUCAAGCGCUUGAUGGGCGAGGACGUGCCUCCCGCACCCUCUGACGCUGCCGACACGCUACCUUCUUUCACGUCUGCAGCAUACGGAUCCUGGGCGCGCUCAAACAUCCUCCCCCUUCAAGGUGGGACAGAGUCCAUUAUGAAGACUAUGGUAGAGCUCUUCUCUGCACAAAUAUUCGAAUGGGGGAUCGUCCAUUGCGAUCCUCAUCCGGGCAACAUUAUCAUCCGGCCACGCCCCUCCUCGUCCAAUCCUUCCACGUGGACCCGCGAACCGCAGCUGGUUCUCCUCGACCACGGCCUGUACGAGUUCCUGCCCCCUGGCUUCCGUCGCCAGUACGCGCACCUGUGGAAGAGUCUCCUUACGGGCGAUUUCGGUGCCAUCAAGGAGAUAGCGGACGACUGGGGCUUUGGGGCUCCCGACGUAUUCGCCACUACUACGUUGUUGCGGCCUAUGCGAUUCAAAGAUCCUAACAACACCACGCCGUCGGUCGGCACGGGUAUUCUGGACGACGGCCUCAACCCGUACGAGCGAGGUGUAAGGAUGAAAGCAAAGAUGAAAGAGUUUCUUCAGGACACGGAUAAGGUUCCUCGGGAAUUGAUCUUCGUCAUGCGGAACAUGCGAAUCGUGCAGGGCAAUAACCAGACUUUCGGCUCUCCGGUGAACCGCAUCAAAAUCACCGGACUUUCCGCGUCUCGCGCGCUCACCACCUCACCCGGCCUGCGGUUUACUGAGAGACUCCAUGAGUAUUGGCGAUACCUUAUCUUCCGUACGGUCAUGUUCUCCCUCGACGUGGCGUUUCAAGCGAGCCGAUUUCGGCAGUGGUGGAGGCAGAAACUAGGCUUCGCCAGCGAGGGUUUCGAGGAUGAACUCGAGCGGACUAUGCGUGGCAUCGCCAAACGCGAUUUUGGUUUAGAGAUUAGCCACGCGGCGUUCCAAGGUUAA